UUUAAGCCACGCCUAUUAAAGAAGGAGUCAAUCAUGUUUGGAGGAGAGUUUGUUAUUCCUCUCUUUUGGGGAGUAGUACUGACCCUCUCUCUAGAGAUACUUCUCCUUUUGCUUUGGCUGAGACGGCAGCCUGUGACCACGCCCUCAAAACAACCAUUCCCAUCAUUUAAAAGAACCAAAUCACCAGAGGUUUUGCAAGACAUUGAUAAGAGCCUAGAGUCGUGUGAUUGGUUUAAUAUAAUAACCGAUUUCCUUUAUCAAGAACUUAGGGACACAGAGACUGCAAGACGAUUAAUAAUGAAGCAAAUAAAGAAGGAGUUUAAGGAGCUACUCCUCACAAAAACCGAAGGGAAAAUGUUUGAUGAACUUAAGGUCCGUGAGUACAACAUGGGGGAGUCCCUGCCGAUAUUCAGUAAUAUUGAAUUGGUGGAUGUAAUUAGAGAUAGCGAACUUCCAAAUAAGAGGAUAGAGUUGAUUGAAUUUAAUUGUUCAGUGGACUAUACAGGAUCAUUUGAAAUUGGUAUAGACGCAGUAAUGAUGUUUGGUCGCUCGGCUUACGUGUCGAUUCAGCUCCGUCAGCUAAAGGGGCGGGGCCGAUUUCAAAUGUCCAGGAGCCCGUUCAAUCACUGGUCGUUUGCUUUCUUAGAAGAGCCUCAAGUGGAAGUGAUAGUCACAAGUCGAUUUGAAGGAAGGAGCCUACCACGCCUCUCUGCAUUCUUAGAAUCACAGUUUAAGAGAUGGAUUAGGAGAACUCACACUUUACCUAAUUACAAAGUUCGUUUCAAACCGUUUUUCAGGAAAUACAAAUAUCACGACCAGUUAAAUGAUGUAUACUUGCACAAUGAGAUGUUGACAUCAGGAGGUUUAGAAGUUAAAGUUGUGGAGUGCAGCAGGUUGAGAUUAGUCGAUAUUGCAAUUGAUGUCUACUGUACUUUAUCUAUAGAUGCUCUGCCACAGGAGCCAUUGGUUGGCCUGUGGAAGAACGUAUGGCCGUAUCACGACUUUCUUGUUUGUAAGUUGCAUCCUUACCAAACAAUAGGAAUGAAAUAUAAACUGUUUUAUUUGGAAGAGGAUAGAGGUAGCUUUGUUAUAGUAUCGGAAGUGUACGAUGGAUCGCCAGCAUCUGAGGCUGGUAUUAAAAGAGGAGACAUACUUACUAAAAUUGAUACCGUGAAGAUAACCACCGUCGAACAAGCAAAGAAGAUAAUAAAGACUCUUGCAACUGCAAUAAAGAUAUUGAUUACAGUUCAAAGACCAACCACUGACUUAUUGAAGCAUUUUGCAAAAAGUAGGGGGAAAUCAAAGAGGUCAUCACAUAAAAGUGGCACUAAUGUUGGAGAAAGAGGAUUAGAAGAAUUUGAACACAUUCAGAGCACAAGCGAUGAUAUUAGUAGUCUAGGGGGUGUGGUCAACAGGAGAAUAAUUAGAGGAGGACGAGCUCAAGCGUCAAGUGCUGAAGGAACUGGAGAAAUUAAUGAACCAGUUCAUGAGCCAGCUAGUGAAAUAUCAAGUAGCGAAAGGACAAGAUCAAACGAGGGCAGGCCUCACGUACGCUUGCCUAGACAGUACAAGACAAAACCAGUGGCAGUUUCACAAAAUCCUGUCUGGGAUGAAUUAUUCAACUUUGAAGUAUCGUCGAGCGAGUAUCGCUAUCUCAACGUUUGUGUCUGGUCUCACCUCAAAGGUGAAGAGGGAGAUAUAAUGAUUGGAUAUGUGUCUAUAUCUCUGACGGAUUUAGCGAUCGAGUGUAGCUUAACUAAUUCAGGGACUCAUCAGCAGAGAUACGUGCUAGUACCAGCAAAGUUAUCUAAAAUAAUGACAAGUCGUGCUGCUCUUAAAGUUACCUCGGGUCAUACAGAGCUACCGGCUACAGCAAAACUGAAUAAGAUAAUCGGAAGCAAGAAAUACGUCGGAGAUAUCACACUUCAGUUUAGGCACACGCCCACAGAGACAGACCAUGCCCACUCAACGAGUAGUAGCAACAGGAAGAGAAAAAAGAGAAAAGACUCGGAAAACGAAAUCGAGACUAGUAAAAAAUUUCCUACGAAGCCAUUUACAGCAGGUGAAGGCUCCGACCACCCAUCAAAGCAUAUUUUCGAUCCAGUGGAUCUCAAAAUCAGUGAAAAGAAAUGUUUUAUUUGUCACGACAGGAUAUGGAAACAGGCUUGGAAGUGUAAGAGGUGUGAAAUUGUCACUCAUUUAAAAUGCACCAACUACUGCAAGAAAAUGGUACCAUGUCACAAAGAAGGGGGAGAAGAAGUCGAAGAGAAUGUGUUAUUAAGUGUUGAUGAAUCCAGUAAUGCAACAGUAAGAUAUUCCAUCGAUCAGGAAUGGGCACUGCUUGAAAGAGAAGAGGAAGAGAAAGAAGAAUAUGCUAGAGAGAGAACCAUACUAGAAGAGAAAGAAGAAAGCUACAGUCACGCAAGAAUGUUAUAUAGAUCUGUCAGUGAAGGACUAGUUACUAAACAAGAUGGUAACGGAGCAAUUCUUGAAUCAAUUGAUACUGAUACUGGCGGUCAAGAUGUAACACCUCCUGAGUCUGAUAAUAGUUCAACUGAUGAUGAGCAUAAAGACCUUGAAUCUCUUACUAACGAUGCUACAUGUGUGUCACAUGAGACUGGAUCACAUGAUAAAGAAGAGGAUGAGAAUUUAAGCGAGUUGCUAUUGGAAGGUUAUACUGAAGAAGAAUUGAUGGAGAAAAUUAAUAUGGCUCAGAAUUCUUUGGAUCUGCUUGCAACUCAGAAAAGGGAGCUUGCAUCAUCAUCUGAAACCAGCAUGACAGAGGAACUAAGAGAACACUUACUAGCAAAGAAUGAAGCACAGCAAGAAACGACUGAAGAACUUUUAAAACAGCAAAAGAAAUUAUUAGAAAAAUUAUUAUCAUAAUAUUAUUAUAUUAUUCGUUUUUUUCGUUUGUGUGUGAUUUUUGUCUGAAGAAGAUUUACGUUUUGAAAACA
This is a messenger RNA of Amphimedon queenslandica, 2957 nucleotides long. RefSeq lists its product as uncharacterized. Gene Ontology annotation, molecular function: lipid binding; protein binding. Gene Ontology annotation, cellular component: mitochondria-associated endoplasmic reticulum membrane contact site. Bases 34 to 2886 code for a protein of 950 amino acids. NCBI's taxonomy places the organism in Eukaryota, Metazoa, Porifera, Demospongiae, Haplosclerida, Niphatidae. The record is from RefSeq and is a predicted model, not a curated record. The transcript has 24 exons. Gene Ontology annotation, biological process: mitochondrial calcium ion homeostasis.